This is a messenger RNA of Metarhizium album ARSEF 1941, 2646 nucleotides long. Its product is annotated as AMP-dependent synthetase/ligase. Gene Ontology annotation, cellular component: membrane; endoplasmic reticulum. Gene Ontology annotation, molecular function: long-chain fatty acid-CoA ligase activity. NCBI's taxonomy places the organism in Eukaryota, Fungi, Ascomycota, Sordariomycetes, Hypocreales, Clavicipitaceae. Gene Ontology annotation, biological process: long-chain fatty acid metabolic process. The record is from RefSeq and is a predicted model, not a curated record. The coding region runs from base 1 to 2646 and encodes 881 amino acids. The transcript has 3 exons.
AUGGGUGUCCGCAAGUGGCUGCCAGAGACGCAGUCAUGGGACAGUGGCUAUUCGUGGCUUUCCUACGGCGAGGUGGCCGAACGACGCAAAAACUUUGGAGCCGGCCUCGUGGAGCUUCACCGUCGCAUCAACCACCCUCGAGACAAGUACGGCAUUGGGAUUUGGGCCCAGAACAGACCGGAGUGGCAAAUAGCCGACUUUGCCUGCAUGUCGCAAGGGCUCUUUUCGGUAUCCCUUUACGAAACCUUGGGUCCAGACACCACCGAAUACAUCAUCAACCAUGCCGAGCUUGCUUGUGUGGUCUGCUCCCUCCCGCACGUCCCAACACUGCUCAAGCUUGCGCCUCGCCUUCCUUCUCUCAAGCUAGUCAUAUGCAUCGACGACCUUGACAAGGGAGAAAUGGCGGGCUACUCGACAAAAGAUGUCCUCAACGCAAUCGCAACAGACCGUCUCGGCAUUCAGAUCUUGUCCAUGAGCGAGGUUGAAAAGCUUGGUCUCGAGUCCGGUCGUCCCAUGCGUCCUGCUGGCCCUGACGACCUCUACACCAUCAACUAUACUUCUGGCACAACUGGCCCUCCAAAGGGGGUCCUCCUUACCCACGCCGCAAUGGUGGCUGGCAACGCUGCCUCUCGCAUUCCCGCAAAACUCUCGAGUGACGAUGUCGCGAUAUCGUACCUCCCAUUGGCUCAUAUCUUGGAAAGAGUGCUUCAGCAUGGUACUAUUUCCGAAGGCGCUAGUUGUGGCUUCUUCCGAGGAGACAUUCUAGGGCUGGUAGACGACAUGCUUGUCCUCCAGCCCACCGCCUUUGUAUCUGUGCCUCGUCUAUUCAACCGUUUCAACACUGCCAUUAGAGCUGCGACAGUCGAAGCAGAGGGAUUCAGGGGCACCCUAUCUAAACGAAUCCUUGACACAAAAAUGGCUUCCAUGAAGCUCCCCAUGGGUCAAGCCACCGUUCAGCAUUGGCUGUGGGAUCGCGUCUUCACACCAAAGGUCAGGGCCAAAGUCGGCCUUGGCCGGGCAACCCGGCUUGCCAGCGGCAGCGCGCCGCUCGACCCCAAAGUUCAGGAGUUUCUUUCAGCCAUGUUUGGAGUGAGGCUCACCCAGGGCUACGGCAUGACGGAAACUUCGGGCCUCGUAACGGUGCCUCUGGCUGGAGACUUGGACACUGGUCACAUCGGUCCUCCCAGCCCGGCUGCUGAGAUUUGCUUGGAGUCGAUUCCCGAAUUACAGUAUACUGUUGACGACAAGCCGUACCCCCGUGGAGAGAUCUUGGUGCGCGGCCCGGUCUUAUUCAAAGGGUACUACAAGAAUGAGCAAGAGAAUAAAAAAGUCAUGGAAGAAGACGGAUGGUUUCACACGGGCGACGUCGCAAUGGUUGAUGAGCUAGGCCGCUUCACGAUUAUCGAUCGGAAGAAGAACGUACUCAAGCUCGCACAGGGUGAGUACGUGGCGCCCGAACGUCUUGAAAAUGUUUACACUGCGAAUUGCGCGCUCAUCGCCACUGCCUUUGUGCAUGGUGAUAGCCAAGAGUCCACUUUGGUUGGCAUUUUUGGCAUCAGCCCCGAGACGUUUGCGCCGUUUGCGUCCAAAGUGCUCGGCCAGUCGGUCAAGCAAGAGGACAUUGCCUCGUUGAAGCGUGUGGCCCGCGACCCAAAGGUGCAGAGGGAGUUCUUGAGCACUCUGCAGACGAUUGGAAAGAGGAACAAGUUCAACAAGUACGAACACGUUGCGAACGUUUUCCUCGACGUCGAGCCGUUUACUGUUGAAAAUGAACUCUUGACACCCACACGGCAAAGGGCAAGUUGUAAAGAGGCCCGUGCAAUUCGUCGUGUAAUUUACAGUCAGAAUCGAGCCCAAGAUGCCACGCGUCGACAGACACAAUGGGCCGCUUCCCUUGCGGCCGAUGCGCAUCUGAGGCGCUCCUUCUACUUGCCUACCUGUGCAUGGGACAUUGGAAUUGUUAUUGUUUCUCCCGUCUCCAAGAAAUCUUUUGCCGUCGUCCAUCUUUCCCCUUCCCCACACGCACCUCACCAUCCGACAUCGAAUAGCAUUACCGUCAUCCGUACCAAAAUGCAGUCCUGGCGUUAUCACCUCUACUACUGGGUUGCGUCGGUCGUUUCGGUCCUUGCCUACCGUGUCUCUGCCUGGACUGAUGGCUGGGACCUGCAACCGGCCCAGGUCUGCUUUGCCGCUCUCUCUUGCAUCUCGUUCAUGCUUUACUUUGUCCUCCGACUCUACGGCCCGCUCCGCAACAUUCACUACCAACUCUUUGCCGCAACGUACAUUCUCGGAUUGGUGGUGUUGCCACACCACUGCAUCGUGUCGAUGUCGAAAUUUGCCCUGAGGACACUCCUCGUCCGCGCAUUCUACCGCAUCGCCGUCGGCCCCAUGUGCUAUCGCGGAUACUCGAGGAUUCGCCAUUUUGUGCUCGCGGCGACGUUGAUGAUUGCGCUGGGGGCAAUGCCGCAUCCCUUUUCCGCGCCGGUUGCGAACCCGUGGUUCAUUGACGCCGCCGUCCAUGCUCUCUUUGCCUUUGCCGCUAUUGGAGCUCUCGAGAGUGUCAGACAAAAUGUAGGGCAUGAUCCUCACCCGCCGCAAAGAAGAGCAGCGUGUGCUGACAUCGCUGACGAAGCGUCAAGACAUUGA